This is a messenger RNA of Papilio machaon (common yellow swallowtail), 1257 nucleotides long. It is a transcript of the gene serpin-9, whose product is annotated as antichymotrypsin-1-like. Bases 50 to 1252 code for a protein of 400 amino acids. Gene Ontology annotation, molecular function: serine-type endopeptidase inhibitor activity. NCBI's taxonomy places the organism in Eukaryota, Metazoa, Arthropoda, Insecta, Lepidoptera, Papilionidae. The record is from RefSeq and is a predicted model, not a curated record. The transcript is spliced from 9 exons.
ACAAAUUGUGAUGCAAAGCGAUCAGUAAGCGCAGAGCCUUGGCCGCGAAAUGUUGAGAAUACUUUUGCUUGUCUCGUUAUCAAUAGCAUUUGCGGUAGAAGAAGAUGAAUUCUUUUUCUUCGGGCAUGAAUACAAGAGGACGGAGCUCGGCGAUGCAGUUGACAAGGCCUCCAUGAGGUUACUAAAGGAUUUAUAUGAGUCUAGUGAAGACAAAAAUGUGAUAACAUCUCCCUUGGGUGUCCUCACACUCCUCUCUCUGUACUCCACAGGGACUACUGGCAAGAUCAAAGAGGAAAUUGUCAAUUUCCUUGGCUUGCCCGAUUAUAAAAAAAUGACGGAAUCUUACAAAUCUCUAACCGAGAAAUUUACCGAAAUGAACCCUGAGUUUCUAACCAUGGCCAACAAGGUGUAUGUGGCGAGUCGAUAUGAGCUGACGGACGAGUUCACAGCCGUCGCUACACGUGACUACCACAGCGAAGUGCAGGCUCUGAACUUUACUAAUCCUAGUGAAGCUGCUAAAAUUAUAAAUGAAUGGGCAGAUCAGAAGACACGAGGCAACAUAAAGAAUCCAGUAGACGAAAACACAUUCUCUCCAGACACGGCAGCCGCUCUCUUUAAUAUUAUAUUCUUCCAGGGUCACUGGCAUGUACCAUUCGAAAAAGCGGACACCGUCGACAAGAAGUUUCAGCUUAGUGCCACAGAAUCUGUUCAGAAACCAACAAUGCAUUUAGUGCAGUCCUUAUUUUACCACGAAGACAAAGAAUUGGGUGCUAGGAUGGUUGAGCUGCCGUACAAAGAGCCAGGCUUUAGAAUGGUGGUCGUGCUGCCGGAUGCUAUGGACGGUCUGCCGGCGGUGCUGGACAAGCUGGCGCAGAAGGGUGUGCUAGAAGAUGUGUUCGCUAUGAGCCCGCCCGGACAGGAUGUGGACAUCGACAUGCCCAAGUUCGAAGUUAAAUCAAAGUUCAAUCUGAAAGACGUCUUGGUAAAGGAAGGUGUAAGCAGCAUAUUCAACCAGCAAGCUGAAGGAAUCGUGAAAGGACAAGGUGUGGAGGUAUCCGAGGUGUUCCAGGAGGCUUUUGUUAAAGUUGACGAAGAAGGUGCCACUGCUGGUGCUUUCACUGGUUUGGUGUUGGUGGCAACAUCUUCGCUGUCUGAGCCGCCACCACCGCUGCCCUUCAAGGUGGACAGACCCUUCCUCUACGCCAUCCUGCAUCAGGACACCGUACUCUUUGCUGGCACAUACACGCACUAAACUAU